This is a messenger RNA of Aedes aegypti (yellow fever mosquito), 492 nucleotides long. RefSeq names its product eclosion hormone. Gene Ontology annotation, biological process: ecdysis, chitin-based cuticle; neuropeptide signaling pathway. Bases 54 to 326 code for a protein of 90 amino acids. The transcript is spliced from 2 exons. NCBI's taxonomy places the organism in Eukaryota, Metazoa, Arthropoda, Insecta, Diptera, Culicidae. Gene Ontology annotation, molecular function: ecdysis-triggering hormone activity. The record is from RefSeq and is a predicted model, not a curated record.
CUCUUUUAGAAAAUCAUUUUCCUGAAAGAAUUCGAAGCUUGUUCCAAACCACUAUGGCUUCAGUAAGAAUAGUUGCACUUUUCAUUGCGAUUGCAUUGGCAGUUGUGUUGGUUUCUGAAGCAAGCGCAAAUCCUCAAAUUGAUAUCCUAGGCGGAUACGAUAUGAUCGGAGUCUGCAUCAACAACUGCGCCCAGUGCAAGAAAAUGUUCGGCGAGUUCUUCGAAGGCCAUCUGUGUGCUGAAGCCUGCAUCCAGUUCAAGGGCAAAAUGGUACCAGACUGUGAAGAUAUCAAUUCGAUCGCUCCGUUCUUGAACAAACUGAACUAGCCGAUGACCUCAACUCCUUACUACGGACCUCAUCUACCAAAACUCAAGUGAUCUCUCACUGCUCCGGGGCAUUUCCUGCCCUUAUGGCUUUGUAUAUUUUGAUUUCAUCCAAACUAAAAACCAGGAGUAGAAUGCUCUCUUUUAAAAGUUCACAAAUAAAGCUUUA